Molecule: messenger RNA, 3334 nt
Organism: Phyllostomus discolor (pale spear-nosed bat)
Lineage: Eukaryota; Metazoa; Chordata; Mammalia; Chiroptera; Phyllostomidae
Gene: ADGRG5
Product: adhesion G protein-coupled receptor G5
Exons: 9
Biological process (GO): adenylate cyclase-activating G protein-coupled receptor signaling pathway; cell surface receptor signaling pathway
Cellular component (GO): membrane
Molecular function (GO): G protein-coupled receptor activity
Source: RefSeq, a predicted model, not a curated record
CUAGCCAGGGAAGCCUGGGGAGUACGGGGUACUUCAUUCAGUCAACAGGGAGCAGCCCAGGAAGGCAUCCUGGAGGAGGUGUCAACAAACUGGGACCCGAACAAGAGUUACUCAGGAGAAGGGGGCGAGCAGGGUGGGAAGGUAAGAGUGGGCCGGGAACACUGGGUGUGCGCAGGUCCAGAGGUGAGAGUGACAGGAACACGGAGUGGCGGAUGCCCUAUCCACCUGGGCUGUUGGGACCCUCUCUCCCUGGGCCCCCACUCCAGGUCAGCUCCCACGUUCGUCCGUGGUCUGGAGCAGAGACUGCUGAAUGUCAGCUUCAAUGCCGACCACCUCAUCUUGCAGUCAGAGUCCAUUCAGGCUCUGGCGUUCAACUUAAACUGCAGCUUUCCCGGCCUGGCCCUGAGCAGCGACACCCUGAGCAGCGGAGCCCCGAAGCAGCCGCGACAGGCCCAGGCCAAGAUCCGGCACGCCAUGCAGUUCCCGAAGGAGCUGACCCAGCGGACCUGCAGGCUUCGCAGCCCCAGUCAGCUUCGUCUCAUCUGCAUCUACUUCUCCACCGACCUCUUCUUCCAGAGUGACAACAAAUCACUUCUGCUCCAUAACUAUGUCCUGGGGGCCCAGCUGGACAAUGAAUCGGUGAAGGACCUCAGGGAGCCAAUCAACAUCAGCUUCUGGCACAACGAAAGCCUGGAAGGCUACGUGACGACCUGUGUCUUCUGGAAGGAGGGAGCCAGCAAACGCUACUGGGGUGCCUGGAGCCCUGAGGGCUGUCGCACGGAGCACCCCUCACACUCUCAGGUGCUCUGCCGCUGCAACCACCUCAGCUACUUCGCUGUCCUCAUGCAACUGUCCCAGGACCCGCUCCCUGCAGAGUUGCUGGCGCCGCUCACGUACAUCUCCCUCGUGGGCUGCAGCAUCUCCAUCGUGGCUUCCCUGCUCACCGUCCUGCUGUACUUCCUCACCAGGAAGAAGGGUGACUCCCUGACAAGCAUCCACAUGAACCUGCACGCCUCCGUGCUGCUCCUGAAUGUCACCUUCCUGCUGAGCCCCAUCCUGGCCGUGCCCUCCGCGCCCGGGUCAGCGUGCGUAGCCGUGGCCGCCACCCUGCACUACGCGCUGCUCAGCUGCCUCACCUGGAUGGCCAUCGAAGGCUUCAACCUCUACCUCCUCCUGGUGCGCGUCUACAACAUCUACAUCCGGAGAUACCUGCUCAAGCUCUGCGUGGUGGGCUGGGGGGUCCCAGCCUUCCUGGUGCUGCUCCUCCUGGCCAUCAAGAGCUCAGUUUACGGGCGCCACACAAUCCUACUCUCCGGCAGCCAGGGAGACAGCAGAAACGUCACGGGCUCCCAGAACACGUCCAUAUGCUGGGUGCAGAGCCCCGGGGUGCACGGGGCCCUGGUCAUAGGCUACGGCGGCCUCACGUGCCUUUUCAACCUGGUGGUGCUGGUCUGGGCGCUGCGGGUCCUACGCAGAAUGAAGGCUCAAGAGAAGGCGCCGGGCUCCCGGGCCUGCAAGGACACGGUCACCGUGCUGGGCCUCACCAUGCUGCUGGGCACCACCUGGACCUUGGCCUUCUUCUCCUUUGGGGUCUUCCUGCUGCCCCAGCUCUUCCUCUUCACCAUCUUCAACUCGUUCUACGGUUUCUUCCUCUUCCUGUGGUUCUGCUUCCAGAGGUGCCGCUCUGAGGCGGUGGCGGCGACAGAGGCGGAGAUGGAGGGGUUCAGCUCCUCCCAGAUGAUGCAGUAGCCUGGACCUCUCGGCCUGGAACCCCGGCCUCUCUGGCUGCCUGCACCCGGAGGCACUGGCUUCCACCAGCGAAGGUGGCAGGCCCGCUGCUGGCCACCGGAGGCGCUGUGCCCUCUAGAGAGGCGUUUCACCACCGUGCCUUCCCCAGGUCCAAAGGGAAAUGCCCAGAAUGCCCUUGGCAUUCUACGCUGGGUCAGGUCCAACCGCAUCAGGGGGCAGCAACCUUGGACCCGGUGCUUGGGGCCAGCGGGCUGGGCCUGUGCACAGAGCUCUGGCUGGGGAAUCAGGAGGCCAUGUGUCGAGGCUAAGUCCUGUAGGACUUCGGCCCAUCGUUUCUAAACUGACGGUCAGUUUGCACAUCAACAUGAGUCAGAUGGCUGGCUCUGGUCCUGGCUAGCCUAAGCUCUGGGAAGACUGAAUGAGACUGGGGAAGAAGAGGGCCGUAGUGGGCCCCAUGAAUUCCCCCUGCUGCUGGGGUCAGGGUCCCAGCCAGCCUGCUGGGCCCUGCCACCUUCCUCCUGCCCACAUCGGGCCCCGGGGCCCAAGGCUUAGGGACCCACCCACUGUCUGAGACCUCACCAGCCUAUGCCUGAGGCCUCUUUUCCUUUAACCACCCCCCCAAUUAUGAUGACCCCAAUGCCAUGUCCACCCUUCUCAAAGGUCAGAAAGUCCAGUCCUUCCCAGAGGCUCCUCCCUCCUGUGUUCUCAAGUCUCCCUAGGCCUUUUAGACCGGGGCCGGGGCCACAGAACUUCCAGAGGGUGGGAGGGGAAUGUCUCUUUCCCCUACACCUGAGCCAGCAGGACCUCAGUGACCUGGCUACUUGACGGUAGGGUAGAGCUGAAUUUCCCUUGGUAAGCGUGAAGGUGUGGGUUCUAAAUCCAAGCUCUGGCCACAGUUGCAGAGAAUCAACCCUGCCCCUUGACCGACAGGGGCAGAGCCAAGUGGGAAACGCUCGAAACCAGAGCUUUCCCCAGGUUGCACACCAGGGGGCGCUGUUGGCCUGUGCUCAGAAGCUACUGGCCCCCAAAACUGCGCCGUGUCUGGAAAUGCUGAGAUCACCUGUGAACAGGACCAGAGGGCGAGGUCCUGCCUCCAGGACUGCACCUGCUGAGUGCCCAGAAGGAGGAAUGUCCGCAGUGUUCACACAGCCAUCUGUCUCUUCACCCAUCACAGCUGCCUGCUCUGGCUCCCGGGAUCUUGUGUCCUGGGCCCGGCCGGCCCCAGUGCAGUGAGUGGGACAGGCUCCCGGCCCCCGGGCCAACUGUAAGGACUCUGAGUGGCACAGGGAAGGAGCUAGAGCGGGACCCCUUCUGUUACGCCCUCUGUUCAUUUCUCGAGGCACACAGCCCCUCACGGGGCGGGCAGCGGGGCCGGCUCCGGAGCCAGGCUGCCGGGGCUCGCAAAGGGCAGCUCUGCCACUCGCUGACCAAGUGGCUGUGGACGAGCCGCUCAGCCUCUUUGUACCUCAGUUUCCCCACCCGUGCCUGGGGACGACAGCAGGACUUGCUUUGAAGGUUAAAUAAAACAAUCCACAGGAAGAGGCUUGGCACAGAGUACGUGCUCAGAAGAUGGUUGUGGUGGUUC